CCUAAUUUCUCACAUCCUUGUAAACUUAACCCACUCGUAGAAAAAAAAAGAAAAGAAAAGAAAAAAGAAAAAAAAAAAACUGCAGGUAAUUAUGAAUGUUUUAGGAGAAAAAUUCUUCUGAAAUUAAGAUUCCGCCAUGGAAGCUUUUGAUCUUUCUCUUCUUCACUAGUACUACUUCUACUACUACUUAAUUUCAAAAAAAUAAAAAAAAUUGAUUUUUAUUUUUUCCCCUUUUCUCUGAAUCUUACGUCCUUCUGGAUCUCUUUCCUCUCUCUCUCUCUCUUGUCUAUACUUUAAGUGUCUGUCUGAAGACGAAGCUUGAAUCUGUCGUGAUCAAACUAGUUCUCUUGUCUUUUUAAUUUUGUGUUUUUUUUUCCGGGUCUUCUUCUUCCUUAGUUGUCGGAAUCAGAAUCUUUCAGAUGGAGGAGAGAGAAGGAACUAACAACAACAACCUUGCUACCAGUUUUGGUCUGAAACAACAUCAACAACAUGAAGCUCCUCGUCCUCCUCCUCCUCCUGGUUUCCACAUGGAGCCACCGCGGUCUGAAAACCCUAAUCUUUUUCCGGUGGGUCAAUCCAGCACUGCCUCCGCCUCUGCGUCGGUGAAAGCUCCUGAGAAUGCUGCUCCUCCUUUUAGCUUGACAAUGCCGGUUGAGAAUUCGUCUUCUGAGUUGAAGAAGAAGAGAGGGAGACCUAGGAAGUAUAACCCUGACGGCUCUCUCGCUGUGACUCUCUCUCCUAUGCCCAUCUCCUCCUCUGUUCCGUUGGCGUCGUCGGAGUUUGGCUCUCGGAGAAGAGGUAGAGGGCGAGGGAGAGGGAGAGGAAGAGGAAGAGGACGAGGACGAGGGAGCGUAAUUGGAAGUGGUAGUGGAGAGCCCAACAACAACAAUAACAAUUGGCACAAGGCUCCUCAGAUGUUCGAAUUCGACAACAGUCCUAGUUCUGCUUUUGCAGGUGGAGGACUUGCAGAACUUGGCAGUCCAAGUUUUACACCUCAUGUGCUUACAGUAAACGCCGGUGAGGAUGUGACAAUGAAGAUAAUGACCUUCUCUCAACAAGGCUCUCGUGCUAUCUGCGUUCUUUCAGCCAAUGGUCCCAUUUCCAAUGUCACACUUCGUCAAUCUAUGACAUCUGGUGGUACUCUCACUUUUGAGGGUCAUUUUGAGAUUCUUUCUUUGACUGGUUCAUUUAUACCAAGCGAGAGUGGAGGAACCAGAAGCAGAUCCGGCGGGAUGAGUGUGUCCCUUGCUGGACCUGAUGGUCGUGUCUUUGGUGGUGGACUUGCCGGUCUCUUUAUAGCCGCUGGUCCUGUUCAGGUGAUGGUAGGGAGCUUUGUAGCGGGUCAGGAGGAAACGCAGCAGCAGCAGCAGCAGAUAAAGAAGCAAAGAAGGGAAAGACUCGGGAUCCCAACAACAACUCAAGGUUCUAACAUCUCAUUUGGUGGAUCAGCGGAAGAUCCAAAGGCUAGAUACGGGAUCAACAAGCCUGUUGUUAUUCAACCACCAACCGUGUCAGCACCACCACCUGUGUCCUUUUCGCAUGAGCCAAGCACUAACACAGUCCAUGGUUACUAUGCAAAUAACACCGCUAACCAUAUCAAGGAUCUCUUCUCUUCCCUCCCUGGAGAAUAUGAGGAAGAAGAUGAGGAGGAUUUAGACGGUGAAGAUGAUGAAGAAUUUGGAGGCCAUAGCGAAUCUGACACCGAGGUUCCAAACUGAUGAUUUGAUGGAGCGACUCCCCUGACAUUGAUCAACCAUGAUCUUGAGUUGCUGCGGCGUUUUAUCUUUGAUGUCUUCUGAUUUGUUUAGAGUGUAAUGGUAUUUUUUUCUCAGAUUGUAGUUGUUUUUCGUAAACAGAGAUGUUUCAUUAAAAGUUAGGGUUUAUUAGAGGAUGUAAUCUUUAGGGUUCUUUGACUUGCUUCUUUCUUUUUAUCCCCAAGUGGUCGUUGUAGAGGUGAAAAAAACUUGGUGUGUGUUCUCAAACUCUCUCUUUUAAUCUACUAUGUUCAUUGAACUA
Camelina sativa (false flax) is the source of this 2016-nucleotide messenger RNA. The record is from RefSeq and is a predicted model, not a curated record. Lineage: Eukaryota; Viridiplantae; Streptophyta; Magnoliopsida; Brassicales; Brassicaceae.